Molecule: messenger RNA, 3104 nt
Organism: Vitis vinifera (wine grape)
Lineage: Eukaryota; Viridiplantae; Streptophyta; Magnoliopsida; Vitales; Vitaceae
Product: transcriptional corepressor LEUNIG_HOMOLOG
Exons: 22
Coding region: 154-2634 (826 amino acids)
Molecular function (GO): transcription corepressor activity; protein binding
Source: RefSeq, a predicted model, not a curated record
CGACUUUCUCUCUCUAAAUCUACAGAAAAAGCCAAUUUUGUUUGUUUGUCCCUAGUUCUCCUUUUCUCUUUUGCAUGGCACCGUCACUUCCCGCCUGGCACUCUCAGGAGAUUGUGAAUUGAAGGUGGUCUGUUUGGGAGGUGGUCACUGAUCAUGGCUCCAGGUGACGAGUGGGAUGCUGAAAAGAUGCUUCAAGUUUACAUUCUUGAUUAUAUGAAGAAAAAGAAUAUGCACACCGCUGCUGAUGUAUUCGCCACUGAAGCAAACGUUGGCUCCAAUCCUAUUGCAAUUGAGUCUGCAGGGGGCUUCUUAGCUGAAUGGUGGUCAAUAUUUUACGACGUGUUUGCCUCUAGGCAAGCAUUGGGUGAGCAAGGGACAAGUCAGCAAGAAGCCAGGGGAGAUGGUUCCAGCCUGGAGAUACAAACAACUGAAAAUGAACUACAAAGUCUCCAUCCUCUGGUGCCAAAUUUUGAGAUGAAUCAGCAAACUCCUGGGCUGUUUACUAAUCUGGAGAACAUGCUUGGGCAACAAUCAUCUUCUUUAUCAGCUGCAAAAAUGCACCGGCAACAACAAAUUGCUAGGCAGACUCAACAACGGGUUCGGAGGGAUAAUAGACAAGGGAUUAAUAUGGGAAGGGCUACAUCUAUGGAUCCAAAUCUCUAUGGAGUACCAAGAGCAGCAAUCCCAAGGGCUGGGCCUCUUGAUUCGGAGAUGAAUGAAGGAGUUAAUCCAAUGCCACUGAAAGGACAAAUGUCAUCUGGAGCUGACCAAUUUCCCUCUGGUUUUGUUCAUCAGGGACUAACCCCAAUGUUGCAGCUACCAAUUCAAAAACCACAGUUUCAACUGCCAAGAGCACAAUAUCAGCAAGAUCCCUCAAUCCAAAUCCUGCCGCACACAACAGUCAUGCUGGGAGUGGACCAGCUUCCUUCUGGUUUGGGCAUUCAGGGACUAAACCCAAUGUUUCAGUUACCAAAGCUACAAUCACAGUUUCAAUUGCCAAGAGCACAACAUCAACAAGGGCCCUCAAUUCAAGUAUUGUCACAUACAUCAGUGACUCUGGGAGCUGACCAAAUUCCCUCUAGUUUGAGUCAUCAAGGACUAAAGUCAAUGUUGCAGCCACCAAAGCUUCAGCCACAGUUUCAAGCACUAAGAGCACAACAUCGACAAGAGUCCUCAACUCAACUAUUGUCACACACUCCAACCACAUUGGGAGUUGACCAAGUUCCCUCUGGUUUGGGUAAUCAGGUACUAAACUCUUUGCAAUCUCCAAAACAUCAAUCACAGUUUCAAGUGCCAAGAGCACAACAUCAACAAGAGCCCUCAACUCAAUUAUUGUCAAACACACCAGCCAUUCUGGGAGUCGACCAAAUUCCCUCUAGUUUGGGAAAUCAAGGACUAAACCCAACGCAAGGGCCAAAUCCCCAGCAACAGUAUAGUAUGUCAAUAGCACUAGAGCCAAAUCCUCAGCAACAGUUUAAGACAAUGAUCCAAAUGGGAGAUACCGCAGAGCAACAACAACAUGAUCAGGCACAAAAGCAGCAGUCAGAAGAGAGUGGCAGAAAGAGAAAGAGUUUAUCCAAUUCAGGAUCUGGAGACAAUAUUUUGGCAUGCAACACUGCAGAGAAGGAGAAGCCUAUUGAUGAGAAUGUUGAAUCUUAUUUAUCCCCUGAUGAUGUCAAUGCUAAUACUGUGCCUAUCCCCUUCAGCAUUUUGAAACGAGAUUCUUCAGAUUGCACAACCAAUGAAGACACAGGCUUCACUUUUAAAGAGGUUGGUCGCCUCCAAGCAAGCAAAGGCAAAGUUCUCUGCUGCCACUUCUCAUCAGAUGGGAAGAUGUUAGUUAGUUCUGGACAUGAUAAGAAGGUUAUGAUUUGGAGCAUGGAAACAUAUGAUUAUGUUUGUACAACAGAAGAGCAUUCUCUUCUCAUUACAGAUGUCCGAUUUAAACCAAAUUCAGCUCUUUUUGCAACAUCUUCAUUUGACAGAAGUGUUCAGAUAUGGGAUGCAGACAAACCAAGCAACGCACUAGUCAAGCUUCAUGGUCAUGCCGAACAGGUAACAUCAGUGGAUUUCCACCCAAGAAAGUUGGACCUCCUCUGCUCAUGUGACAGUAACAAUGAGAUCCGACUGUGGAAUGUGAGCCAGCAAGUUUGCACACACACCACUAAGGGAGCUACUAAACAAGUUAGAUUCCAGCCUCGAGUUGGGAAGCUUUUAGCUACAGCUGUAGGAAAUGGCAUCAAUAUAAUUGAUGUUGAGACCGAUACCCUUCAAGCCCACUUAAAGGGACAUACUAAAGAUGUUCGUGCAAUAUGUUGGGAUACAAGUGGAAAAUAUGUCGCCUCCAUUAGUGAAGACAGUGCACGAGUUUGGUCACCCACGUUGAGUGGAAAGUGCAUACAUGAACUGCUUUCUAAUGGAAACAAUUUCCAAUCAUGCACAUUUCAUCCUGGAUACUCACAACUCUUGGCUAUUGGCGGUUACCAGACCCUUGAACUGUGGAAUCCGACUGAGAGCAACAAAACAAUAUCAGUUCCAGCACACAUGGGGUUGAUUGCUGCAUUGGCAGAUUCACCUCAGGCUGAAGUCAUUGCAUCAGCAAGCCAUGACCAGUGUGUGAAGUUAUGGAAAUGAGACCUCUCCUUCCAUGUUAAUGGUGGUGAAUGUGCACCCAUGGGUGUUUAUGUGUAUGUGAUAUGUACGUUAUGGAAAUGUUUCUUCUCUAUAUGUGUCCGCACAUGCGCUUCCAUGUGUAUGAUGCAUCUUCUGUGCAUGUAUGUUGUAUGUGCAUGCGCUUGGCAUGCAUGUAAAAUAUGGGGUGUCCAUUUGAGAACAGGGCUUAACUCAUGGGGUUUGGGAUGAAGGCAAAGCUGGAGAUGAUGUCAAGAGAAAAAUCACCAGGAAUAAGUCUGGAUAAAGAUAUGGCUUCCUUUUUAUAGAGGAAAUAGAUAUACAUAGACUUUAGUCCUCAAAUCUUUAUCAGGUUCUACUUUUGUUAUAUAGAACACAUGUGUACAUAUGAAUUCAGAUACCUAACUUUUGCUGUUAGAUACACAUCUUGGGAAAUAAAAUAACAGCAUAGAAACUGCUUUGUUGGUUUGGAA